AACGCUAGAUGUCACAAUAAAAUGUCAAAUUGAUUUACCUAUCUUCUAUCAAUUUUAUAAUCAAUGAUGAAAAAUGUCAAGUGUUUAAUUGUACAAUCUGGCAGCUCAAUUUUAAGGAUUUAAAAUGACUUCUGUUGACUGGGAUGAAAUUAAAAGAUUAGCAGCUGAUUUUCAAAAAGCACAAUUAAGUUCUACACUACAAAAGUUAUCAGAACGCAAUUGUGUAGAAAUUGUAACAAAGUUAAUUGAGAAUAAAUUGUUAGAUGUAAUAUUUACUAAUGAUGGUAAAGAAUAUGUCACACCUCAAUAUCUUGGCAAGGAAAUUAAAGAUGAAUUGUAUAUUCAUGGUGGAAGAAUCAAUUUAGUUGAUUUAUCUCAAAUUCUUAAUGUUAAUUUGUCUCAAAUAUCUAAAGUAGCAAAUGAUUUAGAAAGACAUAAUAAAGGACUAAAAAUAAUACUUGGACAACUUAUUGAUAAAACUUAUACAAAUAAAAUUGCUGAGGAAAUCAAUGACAAAUUAAUCCAACAUGGAUUUAUUAAUGUGUCAGAGUUAACAAUUCAUUAUGAUUUACCAGCUGACUUCUUACAAUCAAUAAUUGAAAAAGAAUUAGGAAAAACUAUAUAUGGCAAACAAGACACUCAAGACACAAGAGUUUUUUAUACAGAAAGUUUUAUAGCAAGAAAUAGAGCAAAAAUAAGAGGUGCCUUAUCUGCAAUUACAAAGCCUACACCAUUAUCAGCAAUUUUAGGACAAUGUUCUGUUUCUGAAAGAAUAUUUUUUUCAAUUUUAGAUAGCUUACAAGAAAUGAAACAAAUUCCUGGUAUUGUAGCAGGAAAACAAGGAACAAAUAGUCUUUAUAUACCAACUAUAUAUUCAAAGAGUCAAAAUGAAUGGGUAGAUAAUUUUUACAAACAAAAUGGUUAUUUAGAAUAUGAUGCUCUUAUUCGUCUUGGAAUAUCAGAUCCACCAAAUUUUAUUAAACGUCAUUUUCCAAAUGAAAAUAUAAUUUUCUUAGAUUCUGUUGCUGUGGGUACAGGUAUUAGAGAUCAAAUAGAUUCAAAUAUUGAAGAAGCUAUUGCAACUGGAUCUUUUGUUGAUAUAAGUCCUCUUUUACCAUCUGUAUUUUCUGACAAAGAUAUGGAAAUGCUUCUUAAAAUCGCAGAGAAAAAAAUAAACAACAAUACGUAUGUAUUUGCAAAAACUGUAGUUAUGUCUGAUGUAUUUCUACAAUCUUUAAAUAAAUCAUUCGAAGCAAUGGCAGAAGCAAAAGCUAGAGAAGCAGUAGCUAGUGGACAAUGGUUUCAAACAAUAGCAGAAAAUAAAAUUAAAUCUAAAUCAGCAGAUUUAAUAUUUGAAAGCAAAGGAAACAAAAAAGAGGAACGUCGAAAAAAAGCUGCAACUGGUAAAGCAGGUGGUGGUAAUCAAGGAAGAGAGACAAAAACCAAAUCUACUAAAAAAAAAUACUUACAAGGAAAAAUUCGCGACAAUGAAUCCGACGAUGAAAAUAUAAAAGUUGUUUCAACAAAAAUUGAACUUAAAUUAGUUCAUUUAGACGACAUUAAAAAUGAAAUUGCUAAAGAUGAUAAUUUAACGAUAAUUGAUGAUUUAGUAGAUGAAUUAGCAUUAUAUUUAGAACAAAAAAUAAAUAACUAUGCUAUAUCCAUUGCAGAUCAAUUAGCACAAAAUAAUAAAACUACUAACUUAAGUGAAAUUGAGGAACGUUUAAAUAUUUUAAUAACAAAUAUUAAAAUAUUUGAUAAAGGUAUUAAACAUAUGGAUAAAACAGAUCAACCUGCUUUAACAAAAUAUUUAUUAAAAUCUCUUGUAACUGAUUUUAUAAACGAAUUAUUUAAAUUAGCCGCGCAACAAAAUAUGCUUCAAUUUCCUCAGAAUAUUACCACUGAAAUAAGACAAAAAAUAUUACUUGACUUACCAGAAGAUGUAAAAGAACCUUUAAAUAAUAUACAUAAAUCUAUCACUGGAAAUUCUAUAGAUGAUUUUUUAAAUUUUGUAGAUGCAGCAAUGGCAACUUGUUGUUUAGUAUUAAAAAAAUAUGAUAAAAAGAAAGAAAGACCAUUUAUUUUAGGCCAUAGAGAAGCCUUAUUAGAAGAACUUAAUGGUACUCAAGAUCCUGCAUUAGCAUUACAUCUAGUUACAAGCAUAUUGUUUACUGCAGCAACUCAAAGUGUUUUACAUAUGUCUGGAAGACAUGUAUCUACAGUACUUUCAUUUCUUCAAACACAAUUACAACUUUCAACAAUGAAAAUAUUAUUUAAAUAUCAUGAUAUGGUAUUAAAAAAUUUAACUUCUUCAGAUGAAGAAAUAAAACUUGCUAUUCAGAAGGAUUUAGAAGUUGGAUUGAUGGAAAUAAAAAAUAUUGCAAUUAAUUAUAAACAACAUUUAAAAAAUGAUAAACUACAAGAACAGUGAAUAAAAACACAAUUGUAUAUAAAUAUAAAUAUUAUUAAUUUGUAUAAAAAUAUAUUCAACAAUUUUAUAUUGUUUUGCAAAUUAUGAUAUUUGCAAUAAAUUGCAAUAAAUUGUUAAAAAAAUUAAAAAAAGAAUAAUUGG
Molecule: messenger RNA, 2572 nt
Organism: Apis dorsata (giant honeybee)
Lineage: Eukaryota; Metazoa; Arthropoda; Insecta; Hymenoptera; Apidae
Gene: Ufl1
Product: E3 UFM1-protein ligase 1 homolog
Exons: 5
Coding region: 125-2431 (768 amino acids)
Biological process (GO): protein K69-linked ufmylation; regulation of proteasomal ubiquitin-dependent protein catabolic process; response to endoplasmic reticulum stress
Cellular component (GO): endoplasmic reticulum membrane
Molecular function (GO): UFM1 ligase activity
Source: RefSeq, a predicted model, not a curated record